AGGAUCCCCAGAUGAUCAAGGACGUCGUAUAGAUACUUCCACUUUCAUUGGAUAAGCUGCUGGCGUUGAACGACCAGGUCCAACAGUUUUCAAGAGAGAUUAAUGGUAUGAGAAUAUGUCACGGGUGCGGAAAGAAGGCAGCCUCUCUGCAACGGUGCGGCAAGUGCUCGUCUUUCUGGUAUUGCAAUAGGGCCUGCCAAGUAGCUGGCUGGAACGAGAAUGGUCACAAGGCUGAUUGCAAGCUCCUCAAGGAUCCCGAUUUGCGAGAAUUGUUUGUUCUCAAAUGGGACGAGUUUGAUAGCCAUAUUCGAUUUCCUCUCCAAGCUGCAAAGGACCCCUAAAAUAGUCUGCUCUCGAUCUGUAUGAUCGCACCAUUGUUUGUUGUCUUUUGCUUGGCUGCUUGUUUGUUUGUUUGUUUGUUUGUUAGU
Truncatella angustata is the source of this 428-nucleotide messenger RNA. RefSeq lists its product as uncharacterized. The transcript has 3 exons. Lineage: Eukaryota; Fungi; Ascomycota; Sordariomycetes; Amphisphaeriales; Sporocadaceae. The coding region runs from base 108 to 341 and encodes 77 amino acids. The record is from RefSeq and is a predicted model, not a curated record.